AUGUUGUCCCGUUACUCUGUUGUGCGUAAUGCGGCAAGAACCAUUGCCAGAGUUGGUGUGGCCCGUACAAUGAGACCAGUUGCGGCCACCAUGAUCGCUGGAUCGAGACGUUGUGCUUCGGCCAAGGCUCAGCCCACAGAAGUGUCGUCAAUCUUGGAAGAGCGUAUCCGUGGUGUGUCAGAAGAGACCAACUUGAACGAAACCGGUCGUGUUUUGUCGGUGGGUGACGGUAUUGCCCGUGUUUUUGGUCUAAACAACGUUCAGGCCGAAGAAUUGGUGGAAUUCUCGUCCGGUGUCAAAGGUAUGGCUCUGAACUUGGAACCAGGCCAAGUGGGUAUCGUGUUGUUCGGUUCUGACCGUUUGAUCAAGGAAGGUGAGGUGGUGAAGCGUACAGGCCAGAUUGUGGACGUUCCAGUGGGUCCAGCCAUGUUGGGUCGUGUUGUCGACGCUUUGGGUGCUCCAAUCGAUGGUAAGGGACCUAUCAAGGCUGCCGGCCGUUCCCGUGCCCAGGUCAAGGCCCCAGGUAUCUUGCCAAGAAGAUCUGUGCACGAACCAGUGCAAACCGGUCUAAAAUCCGUUGACUCUUUGGUUCCUAUCGGAAGAGGUCAAAGAGAACUGAUCAUCGGUGAUCGUCAAACCGGUAAGACCGCCGUCGCCAUCGACACCAUCUUGAACCAAAAGAGAUGGAACAACGGCUCUGACGAGUCCAAGAAACUAUACUGUGUCUACGUUGCUGUGGGCCAAAAGAGAUCCACUGUUGCCCAGCUAGUGCAGACUUUGGAACAACACGAUGCCUUGAAAUACUCCGUCAUCGUCGCCGCCACCGCCUCCGAAGCCGCUCCUUUGCAAUACAUUGCUCCUUUCACCGCUGCUGCCAUUGGUGAAUGGUUCAGAGACAACGGUAGACACGCCUUGAUCGUGUUUGAUGAUUUGUCCAAGCAAGCUGUUGCUUACCGUCAACUUUCGUUGUUGCUAAGACGUCCUCCUGGUCGUGAAGCUUACCCAGGUGAUGUUUUCUACUUGCACUCCAGAUUGUUGGAGAGAGCCGCCAAGUUGUCCGAGAAGAACGGAGCUGGUUCUUUGACUGCUUUGCCUGUCAUUGAAACCCAAGGUGGUGAUGUUUCCGCUUACAUUCCAACCAACGUUAUUUCUAUUACUGACGGUCAAAUUUUCUUGGAAGCUGAAUUGUUCUACAAGGGUAUCAGACCAGCUAUUAACGUUGGUUUGUCCGUGUCCCGUGUCGGUUCCGCUGCCCAGGUCAAGGCCAUGAAACAAGUUGCCGGUUCUUUGAAGCUUUUCUUGGCCCAAUACAGAGAAGUCGCCGCUUUCGCCCAAUUCGGUUCCGAUUUGGACGCUUCCACCAAGCAGACUUUGGCUAGAGGUGAAAGAUUGACCCAAAUCUUGAAGCAGAGCCAAUUCGCUCCUAUGGCCGCUGAAGAGCAAGUGCCAUUGAUUUACGCCGGUGUUAACGGUUACUUGGACAACAUCGAAUUGAACAGAAUCGCUGAGUUCGAAAACACAUUCUUGCCUUACUUGAAGUCCAACCACGAAGACAUUGUCUCUGCCAUCAGAGAAAAGGGUGAAUUGUCCAAGGAAUUGUUGGCUUCUUUGAAGUCUGCCACCGAAUCCUUCGUUGCCACUUUCUAA
Messenger RNA from Lachancea sp. 'fantastica', 1647 nucleotides. The record is from the annotation of a GenBank genome assembly. Lineage: Eukaryota; Fungi; Ascomycota; Saccharomycetes; Saccharomycetales; Saccharomycetaceae.